UCAAAAAAUUAAAAAUUAUAGUAGCGAAUGCGUUUUCGUCAAGAAUAAGUGCAAUUUAAUAGGAAAAUACCUACCUAGGUAGGUAUUUAGGUUUUUCAUAUUUAACUAAUCUCAAUUUUCAACUUGAAAUUUCAUUCCCCUUGAAAAAUCAAUAAAAUUCGUAAAACUCGAGAAAUGUUUGAAAACGAGUUUUAUAGCUACGUAACGUUUAUUAUUUACGUUACGUGUGCGCUACGUCUAAAUGAGCUUUAUUUCUCUUCUCAUCAAACAUUUUUCAUACAAAUGAAUUUUGUUCUUCGGACGAAUAAGGCGGAUGUCCGCAGUAGAGUGGAUUUAUUUAAAGGUGAAGAAUUGUUUCCUCUAAUCUAGAAAAAUUGUAGUCUUCCAUUAGUAUCAAAUCAACAAAAUAUGGUUACAGAAAGAGGAAAGCUUUAUGCAAUAGCAUUGCGAAAUGCUGGAGAUAUUCCCGUUGAUAUCGGUGAUAAAAUUGAAAUGGAACUUCCAGAUUUUGCAGAUCACGAGAGAAUCCGAAGGGCCCAAAGUAUGUUCAAAGAAAAUUUCUUUGCAAUAUUUUAUGGGAUGUACUGUGGAUUGAUGGCCAUUCUAGCGAUUCCUUCCAUUCUAAAUGUUCUUGUUCACACCAAUAAAAGUUCAAGCGAUAUGACUGCAUACAAGCGGUACAUGGCGACAAUUUACCAUACACUUACGUGGUUUCGAAAUGAUUUGAAACCCGGCACAACUGCCUGGAAGUCUUUAGACUCCGUUCGACGACUUCACUUCUCAGCGAGCCGUUCAGCAAAGGGUUCAAAAGUUGGAAUCAUCUCUCAGAAGGACAUGGCGAUUACUCAAUAUGGUUUUAUUGGUUUCACAAUAGUGUCACAAAAAGAAACUGGCGUUUAUUGCACUAAAGAAGAAAUGGCUGAUUAUGUUCAUUUCUGGAGAGUGUUGGGACAUAUCAUUGGAAUUCGUGAUGAAUUUAAUCUCUGUAGCGAUAAUUUGGAAGAAUCUCUUGAGCGCUUAGAAGCUGUAAGAACUGAAUUUUUAUUACCAGCAUUACAAUUUCCACCAAAGGAUUUCGAACCAAUGACGAGAUGCAUCGCAAAUGGUUUAUGGUGCUUUAAUCCACGAGAUGCCUACAAAGUUAUUAUGUUCAUGAUUAAGCGUAUGGUUGGAGUACCGAAUUAUUAUUAUCACAAUGAAGAAAUGCCGAGAGAAUGUGAUAAGAACAGCCUGGAAGUUUACAAGUUAAGUUACUACGAGAGAUUUGAAGCUUGGGCAGUGACUUUCAUUCAUGAAUAUCUUUUACAAUUUGCAAUUGUCCGCUGGUUCUUCAAUAUCGAUACUUUGUUCCAUGAGUUUCUUAUCACUUACUUUCCAUUCCUUGCGUUUUAUAAAUUUGGCAUUAAAAAUGCUUAUGUGCGAAUAUUAGGAAAGGAGCAUAAAUAAUAUAAUAAAUCAUGAAGUCAAUAAAGCUAAUCACUGUCCUAAAGAAGAGAAAAUUUUGUUGUCAUUCAAUUAUUAUUUUUCCCUUUCUCUCCCAAAAAAAAAAUUCCAACACUAUAAUAAAAAAUUCUGGACUUUUACGAAAAAAAAACGAAAAAAUUUAUUCAAGUUCAGUUCAACCAUUG
This is a messenger RNA of Clunio marinus, 1628 nucleotides long. Lineage: Eukaryota; Metazoa; Arthropoda; Insecta; Diptera; Chironomidae. The record is from the annotation of a GenBank genome assembly.